Molecule: messenger RNA, 492 nt
Organism: Tetranychus urticae (two-spotted spider mite)
Lineage: Eukaryota; Metazoa; Arthropoda; Arachnida; Trombidiformes; Tetranychidae
Product: TATA-box-binding protein-like 1
Biological process (GO): DNA-templated transcription initiation
Molecular function (GO): DNA binding
Source: RefSeq, a predicted model, not a curated record
AUGUCGUCAAACUCGCAUAGUUAUACGAUUGAUAAUAUUGUGAGUCUAUGGAAAAUAGACGGAUCAAUUAAAUUAGAUAUCGAUAAUUCUAAGCGUAAAAAGAAAUUCAAUGCCCAAGUGAUUCGUAAAAGUGGGGUUUUCUUAGUUUUCGCGUCGGGAAAAGUCAUAGCUACAGGCUUUAAAGAUGUAACUAAAGCCGGAGCAACAUUACAAGAAAUUUAUCCAGACAACAAAGUUAGCUUUGUCAAAGUUGUUAACAUUACUGCUCACAGCUUUGUACCAUAUACAUUCAACAUAAGAGAACUGAUAGACUCUUAUGAUGAUACAACAUACGAACCUGAGAUUUAUCCAGCAGUUUACAUCAAGCUUAAUGGAUUAACAUUGAUAUAUUACUCAACCGGGUCUAUCAUAAUAACAGGAGCUAAAGAGCUGCCUCAGAUAGAUGAUGCGCUUGCGCAAUUCUCUCGAAGGACAGUCCAGAUGGGGAUAUAA